Oryzias melastigma (Indian medaka) is the source of this 6470-nucleotide messenger RNA. Its product is annotated as poly [ADP-ribose] polymerase tankyrase-1. Bases 66 to 3917 code for a protein of 1283 amino acids. NCBI's taxonomy places the organism in Eukaryota, Metazoa, Chordata, Actinopteri, Beloniformes, Adrianichthyidae. Gene Ontology annotation, molecular function: NAD+ poly-ADP-ribosyltransferase activity; protein binding. The record is from RefSeq and is a predicted model, not a curated record. The transcript is spliced from 29 exons.
GGCUCUAAUAGCCGGAAGUCGUCAUCACUGUUUUUGUUGCUAGUGGGGACUGUUGUGUUGUGAAAAUGGCGACGCCUCGUCGCUCCUCUCAGCAGCAGUCAAACUCCCUGCUGUCUUCCCCGCCCCGCAGCUCCUCUCUCCCCGUCACACUGCCCGGCUCUCCUGCGUCUCCCACCGAAGAUGCCGCCCCGCUUCCCCGCGGUGCAAAUGCGACGGAGAGCGUGGCUGACGGUGAGGUAACGCCGGCCUCUCCCAGCAGCACCUCCCCAUCUCCGGCCCUCACAGCCAGCAGCAGCAGCUCCAGCAGCAGCAGCAGCAGGAUUAGCAGCAGCGCUAGCUCCCCGACCGCUACCACCACCGAAGGAAGCGACACCAGUCCAGGUUCCCCGCCCAGCUCUGGUAGCGGUAACACCGGGAGUAGCAGCAGCGGGGACGGCAGUGCUUAUGGAGCCUUCAGGGAGCUGUUUGAAGCCUGUCGGAACGGCGAUGUUUCCAGAGUCAAGAAACUUGUGGAUACUAUGAACGUGAACGCCAAAGACAUGGCUGGACGCAAAUCCACGCCCCUGCACUUUGCUGCAGGUUUUGGGCGGAAAGAUGUUGUGGACCACCUGCUCCAGACGGGUGCUAAUGUGCACGCCAGAGAUGAUGGGGGUCUGAUCCCGCUUCACAACGCCUGCUCCUUCGGUCAUUCUGAGGUGGUGUCUCUGCUGCUAUGUCAAGGGGCGGACCCGAACGCACGAGACAACUGGAACUACACACCGCUGCACGAAGCUGCUAUCAAGGGCAAGAUAGACGUCUGCAUAGUUUUACUGCAGCACGGAGCCGACCCCAACAUCCGCAACACUGACGGCAAGUCUGCCCUGGACCUGGCUGAACCGUCUGCCAAGGCUGUGCUCACAGGUGAAUACAAGAAGGAUGAGCUGCUGGAGGCGGCAAGGAGUGGAAACGAGGAGAAGCUAAUGGCCUUACUUACACCACUAAAUGUCAACUGUCACGCCAGCGACGGCCGCAAGUCCACGCCAUUGCACCUGGCAGCAGGAUACAACCGAGUGAGAAUAGUGCAGCUGUUGUUGCAGCACGGAGCAGAUGUUCACGCCAAGGACAAGGGUGGGCUGGUACCUCUUCAUAAUGCUUGUUCCUAUGGACACUAUGAAGUCACUGAACUUCUUCUAAAGCAUGGAGCUUGUGUGAAUGCCAUGGAUCUGUGGCAAUUCACUCCUCUGCAUGAAGCAGCGUCUAAAAACCGUGUGGAAGUCUGCUCUUUGCUGUUAAGCCACGGGGCUGACCCGACCCUGCUUAACUGCCACAGCAAAAGCUCCGUGGACAUGGCCCCCACUCCAGAGCUGAAGGAGAGGCUGACAUAUGAGUUUAAGGGCCACUCGCUCCUCCAGGCAGCUCGGGAGGCUGACAUGGCCAAAGCCAAGAAGACCCUGGCUCUGGAGAUCAUCAACUUCAAACACCCUCACACACAUGAAACUGCACUGCACUGUGCAGUAGCAUCACCACACCCUAAGAGGAAACAGGUCACAGAGCUGCUGCUGAGGAAAGGGGCCAACGUCAAUGAGAAGAAUAAGGAUUUUAUGACUCCUCUGCAUGUGGCGGCUGAACGGGCUCAUAAUGACAUCAUGGAGGUGCUACAGAAACACGGGGCAAAGGUGAAUGCCCUGGACACGCUGGGUCAGACGGCUCUGCAUCGCGCGGCGCUAGCUGGCCACCUUCAGACCUGCAGGCUGUUGCUAGGAUACGGGGCAGACGCCUCUCUGGUGUCACUGCAGGGCUUCACGGCUGCUCAAAUGGGAAACGAAGCUGUGCAGCAAAUACUCAAUGAGAGCGUCCCUGUGAGGAACUCAGAUGUGGACUACAGACUCCUGGAAGCCGCUAAAGCUGGAGACCUGGACACUAUCAAGUCAUUGUGCACUGCUCAGAAUGUAAACUGCAGAGACCUGGAGGGACGGCACUCCACUCCUCUUCACUUUGCUGCUGGCUACAAUAGAGUGUCUGUGGUGGAGUACCUGCUGCACCACGGGGCUGACGUUCAUGCCAAAGAUAAAGGUGGUUUGGUCCCCCUUCAUAACGCCUGUUCAUACGGACACUACGAGGUGGCUGAGCUGUUGGUCCGACAUGGAGCUUCCGUCAAUGUGGCAGAUUUGUGGAAGUUCACGCCGCUCCACGAAGCCGCCGCAAAGGGAAAAUACGAGAUCUGCAAGCUGCUGCUAAAGCAUGGAGCAGAUCCAACCAAGAAGAACCGAGAUGGGAACACGCCUCUGGAUCUGGUGAAGGAUGGGGACACGGACAUCCAGGACCUGCUGAGAGGAGAUGCUGCGCUGCUGGAUGCUGCCAAGAAGGGCUGCCUGGCCAGGGUGCAGAAGCUGUGUAGCCCAGACAACAUUAACUGCCGGGACACACAGGGACGCAACUCAACGCCGCUCCAUCUCGCAGCGGGCUACAACAACUUGGAAGUAGCAGAGUAUCUGCUGGAACACGGAGCGGAUGUGAAUGCACAGGACAAAGGAGGGUUGAUACCUUUGCACAACGCUGCUUCGUACGGGCACGUGGACAUCGCCGCCCUUCUGAUCAAAUACAACACGUGCGUGAACGCCACAGAUAAGUGGGCGUUCACCCCCCUCCACGAGGCGGCGCAGAAAGGCCGGACUCAACUCUGUGCUCUGCUACUGGCGCACGGAGCCGACCCCACCAUGAAGAACCAGGAGGGACAGACGCCGCUGGAUCUGGCAACGGCUGAUGACAUCAGAGCGCUGCUGAUUGAUGCCAUGCCGCCAGACGCACUGCCCAGCUGCUUGAAACCACAGGCCACUGUGGUGAGUGCGGGCGUGGUGAGUACAGGUGCAACGGCGGGGGUGGUGAUUUCACCAUCCCCGUCCCCCUCCUGCUUAUCAGCAGCCAGCAGCAUCGACAACCUGACCGCCCCCCUCAGUGACAUUGCGGGAACCGGUGUCACCAACGUCGCAGACGGAGCGUCCGGCUCCGACAGGAAGGAGAGCGACUCUCUGCUCGACAUGACCAUCAACCAGUUCUUGAAGAGUCUUGGCCUGGAACACCUCAGAGACAUCUUCCAGCGAGAACAGAUUUCCCUGGAUGUGCUGGCAGAUAUGGGUCACGAGGAGCUGAAGGAGAUUGGCAUCAAUGCCUACGGCCACAGACACAAACUCAUCAAGGGCAUCGAGAGGCUGCUGGGGGGCCAGCAAGGUGGAAACCCCUACCUGACGUUUCACUGCUCCAGCCAGGGUACAGUGCUCAUCGACCUGGCACCAGAUGACAAGGAGUUCCAGUCUGUCGAGGAGGAACUGCAGAGUACGAUCAGAGAGCACCGUGAUGGAGGCAACGCAGGCGGAGUCUUCAGCCGGUACAACAUCAUUAAGAUUCAGAAAGUGGUGAACAAGAAGCUGCGAGAAAGAUACGCACACAGGCAGAAGGAAAUUGCUGAUGAGAACCAUAACCAUCACAACGAGCGCAUGCUCUUUCACGGUUCUCCCUUCAUCAAUGCAAUAAUCCACAAGGGCUUUGACGAGCGUCAUGCCUACAUUGGGGGCAUGUUCGGUGCAGGGAUCUAUUUCGCAGAGAACUCCUCCAAAAGCAACCAGUACGUGUACGGAAUCGGAGGAGGAACAGGAUGUCCCACCCACAAAGACCGGUCCUGCUAUGUGUGUCACAGGCAGAUGCUUUUCUGCAGGGUGACUCUUGGAAAGUCAUUUCUUCAGUUCAGUGCAAUGAAGAUGGCCCACGCCCCCCCCGGUCAUCACUCCGUGAUUGGACGUCCCAGCGUGAAUGGACUGGCAUAUGCAGAAUACGUCAUUUACAGAGGAGAGCAGGCUUACCCAGAAUACUUGAUCACCUACCAGAUCGGGAAGCCAGAGAGUGUGGCGACGCCGGCAGCCACAGCUGAGCAGAAGUCCUAAAGCGCUGUGACCGCUGGAGCUGGAGGUGGCCAGCUGCUUUCUGAAAGACUAAAACUUGAACCUAAAAAAAGUCUAAAGCCUCAGAUCUGGAAAUCAAGUCCUCAGAGCUGAACUGGAGACGUACAAUGUGAAGCGAUCGCUGCACAGAAGCUAAACGACUCGCACAAAAUGUGUUUCGUGAACACCAGAUGACAGAGGAGGUUGGAAAGAUGAAGAUUUCUGAUUUGAAACACCAAAGCAGAAACAAUCUACCCCCCUUAAUCUUAAGGUUAAACCAACAGAGUUGCUUGUCGAUGUGAACAAAAAGCUGUUUUGCAGCUCCAAAAAGCACAGUCCAAAGCCAAACAAGCAUUCAGUUUUUAGCAUCAAUGAUAACAGGUGGGUUUGGCAUCCUGACCUGUUUUGCUUUAGUUCAUUAUUCCAAAACGACACCCACAGGGUCUCUUUAAGAGGCAGCAGCUGUCCUGCUGAGAGAGCUCGCCUUUGUGGAGGUCAGUGUUGAAGUUUUUAGGCUAACCGGGGAAAUGACCACAAGAGCAGAUCAGUGAGGAGGAAGGAAAAACUAUGAGACCAGAAUUCCCUUCUGUCCACACAGGGACCAAGCAGUCAGACCAAGAUCACCUCUGCAGCUCAAACAUGAAAAGAUAGGAGUUUUAACGUUUAUUUUUUUAAGGAUUUCAGGGACUAACAUUGUCAUGGAGUUGUGCUGCCUUUUUUUAAAAAAAGACAACAAGUCAGUUCAGUCUAAACAUGCUUCUCAACAUAACUCACAGAAACACAAGGACCAUGAAAUAUGUCAGAGUUUAUAAGAGUGGCCUGCAGGAAUCCCUUUUGGCAUGAAGCUCUUCAGCUGCAAACACUGCUGUCAUUUCACAUUAUAUCUUGGUGCAGUCUUUACAGAAAUGGUUACAUAAAACUGGAAGUGUCAGAAAACUUGAUUUUGAAGCUAAGCUGAUGCUUCACUGCACACGUCAUUUUAGGGGAUUUCUCUAAGAUCUAUGUAAACAUCACAUAAAGAAGACUCCAAAACAUGUAGACUGAAGGUAAUCCUUUACAUGAACGGAUCUUCUCUGUUGAAGAAUUGGAAUGUACGGAGUAAAAAAAAAGUCAAAGAAGGGGUCAUUUUCUUUAAAAUGCCCCAGUUUAUAACCCACCAAGUCGGGUUUGUGCCUCUCCUUGAACUCAUCUGCAAUCAUUUGUGAAGAUUUUUUAUGUUUUUUUUUAUUAUUAUUGAAAUGUUACUUGGAUAUGUGUUGUUGUUUACAUGAAACUGCUGCCUUCUCAGCCCAUUAUCAGCUGUUGCUGCCCUCUAGUGGCGGUUGAGUUUAUUUGUGCAGAACAUGAAUUUCAGUUUUAGCUGAAGAAGACGUCAUACAUGUAAGGAGUCAGUCCUGCAAAGCUGUGCAUUUCAGAAAUUCCAUACGUUUUUUUAUUUUAUUUUAUUUUUUGCAACAUUUGUUGUGAGAAUUGAAUGAGACAUUCAGCAGACACAUUGCAGAAGAAAUAUACAAGGAGACAAGAGGAUUGCUAUUGAUAAGUUGCACAUUUAAAAGUAAUAAAACCUAGAGAAAAAAAUGUAUUAACAAUUUGCAACACAAUGUCCUCCAUUCUGUAGAAUCCUGAUGUUUGGAGGUUGUUUUUUUUUUUUCAUUUCCACACAAACCCCCUUUUCUGUCAUUAUUUCAUCCAUAUUUGUUUUACUGAUGCUGUCUUUCCCACAGAGCCAUUUGAGUUGAGUUUUCUCUGAGUCGUAUUAAAUCAACCUGUACUGUCCUCAACCCUGCAAUCUUAAAGGAUGGCUGUUACUGGUUUUGACAGUUUCUCUUGAAAGUUCUCAACAAGUAGUUUGUCAUUUCAAGCUAUUUUUAAUAUGUAAGGUUCUCAAGAUUUUCUUGUUUUUUGCUCUCCCAACACACACAUAAUGAAUUGCUCUACACAAAACAGUGUAGUGGCACAUCUCAGCUAAUUAUGUAUAUAAUUAGGCUGGAUGGAAUACUAAAAAACUUAAUGAAAAUAAGGCGGGAAAGAGAAAAGAUUUGAGAUAAUCAAAUAUAUUUUCAUGUGGAAAACAUUGCUGCUCCUAAAAGAAAAGUAAUCAGCCUUAAGGAAUCAUAUCUCACGUUCAUAUUUUAUCAAAUUAAGUACAUUUUUACAGAAAAAGUGAUCAAUUGUUGAAAAAAAAACAUUUCAGGUCAUAAACUAAACCGAAAUCUCAGUGGUUGAAGCAGUUUUAAGGCAAACAGAACGGUGUGAUUCGAGGCUUUGUUUUAAACUGUAACGUAAUUCCUUAUGGGCCUUCAGCUGCUCUUUUACUGAUAAUUUGUCUUUUUUUAUAUACAGUUGAGCAGCUCUCUACUGAUUUAUCUGAACAGCCCGCCAGCUGCCUUGUUGUACAUAUCCUGGAGGGUGUGUUUGUGUGUAAGCCUCACUCUUUCCUUUGUUCGUUGUGUUUGACCUCCUGUUGUACAGACUCUUGUACAGACGACCAGCUAACAUGUGGAACACACAAGCUCAUGUACAUAAGAAAAUACAUAAUAAAGAAUUCCAACUGUC